Molecule: messenger RNA, 3538 nt
Organism: Prinia subflava (tawny-flanked prinia)
Lineage: Eukaryota; Metazoa; Chordata; Aves; Passeriformes; Cisticolidae
Exons: 2
Coding region: 85-1311 (408 amino acids)
Source: RefSeq, a predicted model, not a curated record
UUUCUUCAGGAAUCCCUGGCACAGGAGGGACCUGGGACUGGGACCGGCCACCAGAACAGCUCCUCCAGGAGUUCCUGGCACGGGAUGGACCUGGGAUUGGCCACCAGAACGGCUCCUCUGGUGGUCCCCGGCAUGGGAUGGACCCAGGACUGGCCACCAGAACGGUUCCUUCAGGAAUCCCUGGCACAGGAGGGACCUGGGACUGGGACCGGCCACCAGAACGGUCACCAGGAGCACCUGGCAUGGGCUGGCCACCAGAACGGUCCCCAGGAGCACCUGGCAUGGGCUGGCCACCAGAACGGUCACCAGGAGUACCUGGCAUGGGAUGGACACCAGAGUGGUCACCAGGAGUCCCCAGCACCGGCCAAGGCCGUGCCAGGACAAGGCCCGGCCCCAGGAAUGGCUCUCCCUGAUCCCCCCAAACCCCCCAAAGGUGCCGAUCCCCUUCCCAGCGCCUCCGGAUGGGCACGGCAGGAACGAGGAUGGGUUUUACAGGGAAUGGGCUCAAACACCCCACGGGCUCCCCGAGCACCGGCACUCCCUGGGGUUCUACCCAAGUUCCACCCCAAAAAACGGGGCUUUUUGCAAAAUCCCAUUUUCACUCUGUGUUCCACCCCCAAAAACGGGGUUUUUUUGCAAAAUCCCAUUUUCACUCCGUGUUCCACCCCCAAAACCAGGGUUUUUUGCAAAAUCCCAUUUUCACUCCGUGUUCCACCCCCAAAACCAGGGUUUUUUGCAAAAUCCCAUUUUCACUCCGUGUUCCACCCCAAAAAAAUGGGGUUUUUUGCAAAAUCCCAUUUUUAUUCCAUGUUCCACCCAAAAAAAAAAGGGGUUUUUUGCAAAAUCCCAUUUUCACUCCGUGUUCCACCCCAAAAAACAGGGUUUUUUUGCAAAAUCCCAUUUUUAUUCCAUGUUCCACCCAAAAAUCAUGUCCUGUUCCAGGGUACCCAGGAGCGAGCGGUGCCCACGGGGCAGUGCCCGCCUGGAUUUCCUUUCUGGCGGCCACCAACCCUCACACCACACAGCAAGAGCGGCAGCAGGCAUUGUCCUCGCCUUUCAGGCGGGAAUAAUGGCAAAAGGAGGCUGCUGAGGAAGGGAUUUACCCCGGGAAUUGGGCUGUGGGACCACCCUGCACCUUCCUGGGGGCUGCCAGCCCAAACCCGACCCCCUCUCACCUCCGGGACCCCCAUCAGGAACCCCCAAACCCAGUUUGGGGGUGCGAGGUUGGGGUGGGGAGGCCAAUCUGGGCCGGCCCCGGCUUGGGGGCAGCAAUUACAUAACAAACAAAGCCCGGCUCAAGCUGCGAAUUAAUCAAACGGCUGAAAAUAAAACCUUCCUCUCAGGAACUUCAAACAAAAGAAAUGAAAACAACAAGGCCGGCUGGGUAAUGAAAAGCCAGGGCUGUGAAUAGGGGACAAAAGGAAGUGGAACAAUGGGGUGUUGGACAAAAGCAAUAAAGUAAAGGGAAGUGUGACAGCUCCACAAUAGGGCACUGUGCUCGCCAGCCUUUCUGAUCUUAGCGGGCCUUUUUUUUUUUUAAUCUCGGUUCCCUCGCCCCUCCGCAGAACAAACCCGCCGGGUUUCCGCAUCGCCCGCAUCCUGCAGAGCCCCUUCCUGCCCCGGCUCACCUUGGCCGGGGCCACCCGGCCCCCCAAAAUCCAUCGGACGCGGUGGGGGAGCUGUGCUGGCUCCAGCGAGGAUUGUCCCUGUGGGGAUGGGUUACAGUGGGGAAACUGAGGCAGGAGAGCGCAGCACGGCACCUCAGCCCUUCAGGCUGUCCCAGCUCAUGGAAUUUUUCCCUCCUCCCUCCCAAAGCUCUCAGUCCGUGGCUUUUCCCUUCAAGAGCCCAACCUGGUACCUGAACAUCCCAAAAAACCCUCAAAACAUCCCAAAACAGGGCAAAAUCCAAGGAGGAAACACCAGAGGAGCGACGACGGCCCCGCCGCCGGCACGAGCAGCAGCCCCGACACCCCCGGGAGGGGACGGAGGAAAAAAUAAAGACAAAUAAAGACACACACGGAGAUUUUUCCUCUUCCAGGCAGGACCUGAGGAAUCCCGGCCGGCCAGCGGGACAGACAAUAGCCCAUCUCCUGCCAGACGAGCGGGGACGCUUUCCUGCCAGACUUGGAAUGUCCUUUCGGGGCCGCUUCCAAGCGUUUCCGCCCCGGGUGUCUUCCAAGAGAAAAGAAUGGAUGUUUGCUGUAUCCCGGGCAGGGAUGGCCCUGGCUGGGGGAAGUUCAUGGGGGUCCCGUCCCUGGGGGUCCCUUCCCUGGGGAUCCGGAGUGUCCCGGGAUUGGGGGGGUCAUUCCCUGGGAAUGGCCGUGGAGGAGGAGGAAAAUGCGGCCCGGGGGAGGGAAAAAUGUGGACGAGGAAAUGCAAGGCCCCAGGGUUUGUUGGUUCUGGAAAAAUGAUUUUUAAACCCAAAAGGCGAUGGGAGGAGGGAUUUUAGAGUCAGAAAUGCCACCACCAUCACAUGGUGAGCUACAGGGUUUGUUGGUUCUGAAAAAUUGUAUUUUUAAACCCCAAAAAGUGAUGGGAUGAGCACAUUUAGACUCGGAAAAGCCACCACCACUACAUGAGAGCCACAGGGUUUGUUGGAUCGAAAAAAUCAUUUUUUUAACUCCAAAAAGUGAUGGGAUGAGCACAUUUAGACUCAGAAAUGCCACCACCACUACAUGAGAGUCACAGGGUUUGUUGGUUUUGAAACACUAAUUUUUUAACCCCAAAAAGUGAUGGGAUGGGGGGUUUUGGCUCCAUAAAUGCCACCACCACCACAUGGUGAGCCACAGGGUUUGCUGGUUCUGAAAAAUCAUUUUUUUAACCCCAAAAAGUGAUGGGAUGAGCACAUUUAGACUCAGAAAUGCCACCAGCACCACAUGAGAGCCACAGGGUUUGCUUGUUCUGAAAAAUCAUUUUUUAACUCCAAAAGGCAACAGGAUGAGCAUUUUCAGCCCCAGAAAUGCCACCACCAUCACAUGGUGAGCUACAGGGUUUGCUGGUUCUGAAAAAUUGUAUUUUUAACCCCAAAAAGUGAUGGGAUGAGCACAUUUAGACUCAGAAAUGCCACCACCACCACAUGAGAGCCACAGGGUUUGUUGGAUCGAAAAAAUCAUUUUUUUAACCCCAAAAAAUGAUGGGAUGAGGGUUUUUAGACUCAGAAAUGCCACCACCGUCACAUGGUGAGCUGCAGGGUUUAUUGGUUCUGAAAAAUUGUAUUUUUAACUCCAAAAGGCAACAGGAUGAGCAUUUUUGGCCCCAAAAAUGCCACCACCACCACUUGGUGAGCCACAGGGUUUGUUGGUUCUGAAAAAUUGUAUUUUUGACCCCAAAAGAUGAUGGGAUGAGCACAUUUAGACUCAGAAAUGCCACCACCACCACAUGAGAGCCACAGGGUUUGCUGGUUUUGAAAAACUAAUUUUUAAACCUCAAAAAGUGAUGGGAUGAGGGUUUUUAGACUCAGAAAUGCCACCAGCACCACAUGGUGAGCUACAGGGUUUGUUGGUUCUGAAAAAUUGUAUUUUUAACCCCAAAAAGUGAU